CUGCUGGUAGGAACUGUAGUUUCCUCGGGCAGGUUUCUCCACGGCGCUCUGUGCGGCGGACCGAGCUCUCUGCUUACGAGUGUUGUGAUCAUGGCGUCUGGCACAGAGGUGUCCACGCCAGUCAUUGAUGGUGAGCCAGUUGAGACUGCGGCAUCCCAGAAGAGAGAGGAAAGGCUGAGAAAGUUCAGAGAGCUUCAUUUUAAAAGGAAUGAGGCUCGUAAGCUGAAUCACCAGGAGGUAGUGGAGGAAGACAAGAGGCUGAAGCUUCCCUCAAACUGGGAGUCAAAGAAGGCCAGACUCGAGUAUGAGCUCAUGGUGGACCAGAAGAAGAAGGACUGUGCCGAGCGCGGAGAGGACUACAAUCGUGUGAAACUGUUGGAGAUCAGCGCUGAGGACGCAGAGAGGUGGGAGAGGAAGAAAAAGAAGAAAAACCCAGACCCUGGCUUCUCAGGAUACGCCGAGGCCCAGCUGCGGCAGUACCAGAGGCUCACCAAGGCGAUCAAGCCCGAUAUGGAGAGCUAUGAAAGACAGAGAGAGGAAUAUGGUGACGAUUUCCACCCCACCUCUAACAGCCUGAUCCACGGCACUCAUGUACCUUCAAAAGAGGCCAUCAACCGCAUGCAAGAGGACGUGGAGAAACAAAUUGAGAAGCGAGCCAAGUACAGCCGCCGCAGGGCCUACAACGACGACGCUGACAUCGACUACAUCAACGAGAGGAACGCCAAGUUCAACAAGAAGGCUGAGCGCUUCUACGGCAAAUACACGGCAGAGAUUAAACAGAACCUGGAGAGAGGGACAGCGGUGUAACCCCCAGUACUGCCACCAGUACUGCCACAAAGGACAUCAUUCUCUUCUUCUUCUUCUUCUUCUCUUUUUUUUUUUUUUAAUUGCUUGUGUUUUCAAUUAACGUUGCUCUGAUUAUGUGCUGAUAUGUAGAGUUUAUGAUGGUCAGCCUCUGUAUGAUUUGAUAGUAUAAAGAUAUGACUUUCAGGGAGCAUUAAACGCCUCAUAUAACAGAUAAUUACUCCUCUGUUCAUCGGCCGUGUGAAAAUGUUUGUGCUACACAUAAAUUUUUAAUAAAUCUGUCCGUUUUAAACAUUA
Astyanax mexicanus (Mexican tetra) is the source of this 1101-nucleotide messenger RNA. RefSeq names its product SYF2 pre-mRNA-splicing factor (gene syf2). NCBI's taxonomy places the organism in Eukaryota, Metazoa, Chordata, Actinopteri, Characiformes, Acestrorhamphidae. The transcript has 7 exons. The record is from RefSeq and is a predicted model, not a curated record. Bases 91 to 807 code for a protein of 238 amino acids. Gene Ontology annotation, cellular component: catalytic step 2 spliceosome; post-mRNA release spliceosomal complex; Prp19 complex.